Messenger RNA from Hyla sarda, 2538 nucleotides. Its product is annotated as growth factor receptor-bound protein 2-B-like. The transcript is spliced from 5 exons. The record is from RefSeq and is a predicted model, not a curated record. NCBI's taxonomy places the organism in Eukaryota, Metazoa, Chordata, Amphibia, Anura, Hylidae. Bases 1348 to 2037 code for a protein of 229 amino acids. Gene Ontology annotation, molecular function: protein binding.
CCGUGCGCUAUUAACCCUUUUAGACGUGGCGAUCAACUUUAAACUGAAAGUAAACUGCUCCCAGCUAGCUCAGUGGGCUGUUCAGGAUCGAGCGCUCAAAACAGCUGGAGGACACAAGUAAAUUGUACUGAUUAGACCGAAAAAUUUACUGCGUAGAAACCGAAGCCCCCAAAAGUUACAAAAUUGUUGCAUUUUUUUUUCCGUUUCGCUGUAGAUUUUUGGGUUAAAUGGCGUCAUUACAAAGUAGAAUUGGUGGCGCAAAAAAUAAGCCAAUAUAUGGCUUUUUUUACAUGCAAAAUUGAAAGAAUUAUGAUUUUUUUUUUAAAGGUAAAGAGGAAUAAACGAAAGUGGAGUCCUUAAGGGGUUAAGGGAUAUAUACAUUAGCGUUUCAUAAUUCUUGGAAGUACAGUUAACCCAUUUGGUUUUAAGCAGUUUAAUUCAUAUCCAUUUUAGCUCUCUAGUUUGCAAAAGGAUAACCCUAUCCCCACCUCUUUUCAGAGGGAUGUGAUCCACGAUCAUGCAUUUCAGGUCUGUCUCAUGUCCUGCUUCCAUGAAAUGCUUGGAAACCGUGAAAACACAGCAUUUCUUUGUUAUUGAAUAUCUGUGUUUGAUUUAAUCUCGUCCUUAGGUCACAUUUGGUUUCUCCUACGCAGAUAAGAUUGCAGGGGCACCACCAAUAAAUAUAAAAUAUAUACAAUAUGGUCAGAUAAAAAUGUAUGGGGUAUGUUUUUCGUGUAGCAGGAUGUGUGAAUACAUUCCCUUUCUGUAUAUGCUUGCAGCUUAUACAGCGUCUGCUUGGAGAACAGCCCUUGGCUUUAACAGAAAAGUACCUCUGUGAUUUACUGUUAUUACCUGAUACCUCUGCUUUAACCAAAUGGUCUUUUAGAUUUUGUGCCCUGUGGUAUGACAUCAGGGGCGGUGUUUGAAAUUCCAUAAAUGCCCAACACAUAUCACUUGAAUUCACUUGAGAAAGCCAGUGUGAGACAUUGCCUGUUCCACAUCAUGGAAUAAAUCUACCAUUUUGAUUUCAACCACGUGGUGUGGAGUGUGGAACCAAAGGACCGAGGUUCCAGAUAUGCAGGCAUCCCAACACUAUUAUCUGAUACUACUGGAUAUGCUGCUUCUAUUUGGACUAUAGAUAAGAAAUAUUAUUUUAAACCAUUAUGAUUCGACAGCCUCUAUUUCUAUUUUCAGGCCACAAGCACGUUUUUUCUCCAGAAAUAUAGCCAAGUGGGGUGGGUGACAAGACAUUUGUUCUGCCUCAGGUGGCAUUGACGUCGUGUGGGAAGCAGAGGGUCCCAGCCCUGUCUUGAAGGUCCCUGCAGGGUGGGGUACGCUGUGGUAACCAUGGAAGCCAUAGCAAAAUACGACUUUAAAGCGACAGCGGAUGAUGAACUAAGCUUCAAACGAGGAGACAUACUGAAGGUCUUGAAUGAAGAAUGUGACCAAAACUGGUACAAAGCUGAGCUCAACGGAAAAGAUGGAUUUAUUCCCAAAAACUACAUAGAAAUGAAACCACAUCCGUGGUUUUUUGGCAAAAUACCACGUGCAAAAGCAGAGGAGUUGCUUGGGAAACAGAGACAUGAUGGUGCCUUUUUGAUCCGAGAAAGUGAAAGCGCUCCAGGAGACUUCUCCCUUUCUGUCAAGUUUGGCAAUGAUGUUCAACAUUUCAAGGUCCUGCGAGAUGGUGCAGGAAAAUACUUCUUGUGGGUGGUAAAGUUUAACUCUCUGAAUGAGCUAGUAGACUACCAUCGGUCCACGUCUGUGUCUCGGAACCAGCAGAUCUUUUUGCGUGACAUCGAGCAGGUGCCACAGGUACACGGGGGAGACAGAGCCACAAGUUUACCACAGCAACCUACCUAUGUUCAGGCACUGUUUGACUUUGACCCCCAAGAAGAUGGGGAACUCGGAUUUCGACGGGGAGACUUCAUCCAAGUGGUAGACAACUCAGAUCCCAAUUGGUGGAAAGGGACAUGUCAUGGGCAGACUGGCAUGUUUCCACGCAACUAUGUGACACCUGUCAGCCGAAAUCUGUAACUAGAGUCUUCACUGGACCAGAGGCCAAGAAGGAGCACAGGCAGACUUAACUAGAAGGGAUUGACUAUGAUGCCAAUAGGAGCAUACAGAGUAAAAAAGAUUUAACAAAAUCAAACAACCAUGGUUGAUAACUAACAUACAAGACAACUACAUUCCUCGCCAUUGGACAAGCAGAUAAACCUAUUUUAGGUGUGUCCAGCUCUAACAUAAAGAUAAACAGAGGACUCUGAUUUCCACCAGCUUACAUGGGUGGUUAAAUUAAGGACAUGAUUAGACUGGUUCAGUGGGACCAAUAUGUUAGUUGCAGAAGGAGCCAUCUGUCAGAGCACCUGCAACCAGACUGUUGUUCCCUACCAUGCGGAUAGAAGGGGAUUUUUCCAACAAUGGAGUUCUUGGUCAAGCAUUUGGUUUGCAGAUUGAGAUUUGAAUGGCAAAGAAAAUGCAAUUUUAUUUAUCUGUUCUUGUUGUUUACUUUUAUGCAAAUAAAAAUGUUAUAAUUGC